AUGACUAUUGCAGAAAAGAGACCACUUGAUGAGACUGAGGGUGCGGGUACCGUCGACAAGAAGCAGAACGCCGCCCCUUAUGUAAAGGGCAUGGCUGCAAUCAAGCCCGAAUAUUUAGCACCCGUGGCAGCGAGGGAAUCCCCCGUGGUUGAAGAUUACAACGAUGACGAAGCAGAAGGAGGCGAUAGAGAACAACAGGAAGAGCCCAAGAAUGGACGUCGAGGACCCAAGGGCAAGAAAAACCGGGGCCAGAAUAAGAACCGUGAUUUGAGGCAAAAGAAAGACACUGUGAAACUAUGCGUUUCCAUGAUUGACCCCGACGACAGCGAGACUGGCUGCGUGGCAGGAGGAGCUGAACAUUGCAAAUUCUCCCACGAUUUGCAAGAGUUUUUGAACGCCAAGUCCGAAGAUAUCGACGGCGUGUGUCCCGUUUUUGAAGCCUUGGGAUACUGCCCCACCGGUAUGAAAUGCAGAUGGUUGAAAUCUCACUUCAAUAGGGAAACAAACAAGCUCGUUAAGGAUUUGGAGAAACUAGCCAUUGCCAAGAAGGAAAACUUCGAAGUCAACAAGAUUGACCGAGAUAGCAAGAUUGCCUUGCAGCGGAAAAAGUUCAGUUUCGACAUUUCAGCUCCGGUGAUUGAGUACCUUGAAUCGAAAAUCCAAAAGGACGAUGAUCCACACCGCGAAACGAGAAAAGAGAACGAAGCUGCGUUUGUUGAGCAACCAUACAAGAUUGCCGAGAAGAAGAAAAUCGAUCUACGCGGCGCCAAGAUUGUUUCGCCGUUGACCACGGUGGGUAACCUCCCCUACCGUCGACUCAUGAAAUCCUUGGGAGCCGACGUGACCUAUUCCGAAAUGGCACUUUCCAAGCCAUUGAUGGAAGGCCAUCAACCAGAGUGGGCACUUCCGAAAGCUCACAUUUCAGAGUACCCGGGUUUCGGCGUGCAAAUAGCUAGCUCGAGACAUUGGGCCGCGGCAAAAGCCAGCGAAGCACUCUACAAGACAUGCCCCUAUAUCAGCGAAUUGAACCUCAACUGCGGCUGCCCCAUUGACUUACUAUUCAAGCAGGGUCAAGGCUCGGCGUUGUUGGACCAGCCUCCACGACUUGUGCGUAUCGUGAAGGCGAUGAAUGCCUCAUCGGGGGAUAUACCAGUAACCAUCAAGAUCCGCACGGGUGUCAAGGAAAACAAAAACACUGCUGUCAACUUGGUUGAGCGUGUUUUGUCCGAGACUCAAGUUGCCGCAAUCACGUUGCAUGGGAGAUCGAGACAGCAGCGGUACACCAAGGAGGCCGAUUGGGAGUACAUUGGACAAGUGGGUAAAGUCGUCCAAGCGUGGAACGACAAGAGAGACGAAGAUAAAGACGGCAGAGACACCAAUCCCAUUUGGUUUGUUGGCAAUGGUGACGUUUACAGCCACGUUGAUUGGUACAACGGCACAAACACCGAGGGUGUAGACUCGGUGAUGGUGGCACGCGGUGCGUUGAUUAAGCCAUGGAUAUUUGAAGAAGUUGAAGCUCAGCAAUACUUGGACAAGUCCUCAAGCGAGCGAUUAGCAAUGUUGGAGAAAUUCGCCAAGUUUGCCAUUGAGCAUUGGGGGUCGGACGAGUAUGGAGUCGGUAAUGCCCGCAGGUUCAUGUGUGAAUUCCUCAGUUUCACCCACCGGUAUAUCCCCGUGGGGAUUUUAGAGAGAUUGCCGCCUAAGUUGAACGAGAGACCUCCGAAAUGGAUCGGCCGUAACGACUUGGAGACGUUGCUUGCGUCGUCGGAUUACAAGGACUGGAUCAAGAUCACGGAGAUGUUCCUUGGUAAGGCCAACGACGAGUUCCGGUUUGUGCCAAAGCACAAGAGCAGCGCCUAUGAGAACGAUAGAGAUGAAAAAUAG
This is a messenger RNA of Lodderomyces beijingensis, 1884 nucleotides long. NCBI's taxonomy places the organism in Eukaryota, Fungi, Ascomycota, Pichiomycetes, Serinales, Debaryomycetaceae. The record is from the annotation of a GenBank genome assembly.